CGUUAUCCGACAUUGCAGUAACACAAUCUACAUCCACACAUCUCUGCUUCUCAGGAUGACAGUGACAGCUUGGACUGAUUCUAAUAGCGGCUCAAAAUCUCUGAGUCCAGAUAAUGUUCCACUUGGCACAGGUCCUCCUACACGAGAGGAACUUCUCGUCUAUUACCCUGCAAAGUUCACCUUCCAGCAGCUGAAGACAUUCAUCAACUCUGGGGACCUAGGCCUGUUAAAACGUGACAAGACACUUCAAGUGAGAUAUAAUGCCUGGACGAAGGGAAUCAGGGAGGAGUACGGUUCAAUGGUGAACUACCUAGUCACUUACCGCCUGCAAUGGGGCAAACAGGACUCCCUCUCCAAGCUCACUUCCCGCUUGAAUAAAAGCGAACCGUCGAACUCCGUAGUAGAAACUACAGAUAAAUCAUCCAAGCCCGUCAUUACUUUGCCGAUUCCUGCGCCCGGCACGAAAGGCUAUUUCACGGCCGAUAUACCACGGGAACUCGUCAGUAUAAUCCAGAACGACUGGCCAUAUUCUGUUCCCGCCCACAUCGAGCAUACCCUGAUCUGGACAGUCCUCCCCAUCUUCCCUCCUCUCUCCCAUCUUUCCAGCAAGCUUCAAGCCCGUCUAAACCAAGACGGUCUUUGGGGCUUCACUGGUGUCCUGCCAUCCGACAUUACCUCACAUAAGGAACCACCAUCACCGUCACUUCUCCCUACGUGUCUUCCUGCGCUAUCCGAAUGGGGUGUCACGGAAGACAAACUCAUCCGAAGCGAGAAGGGAACCGAAGAGGAAGAGAAGAUUGUUAAGGAGAUGGGUAAUGAGGUCAGAGAGUUUAUCGUCAAUGAAAAUUGGAAGGAGAGAGAAUGGGAGACUGCUUGGUUCGUAAACCCACCCAGACUACAGAGCGUACCUGGUCUUGCCCAUAUCCACGUCUUUGCGAGGUACAAGGACCAGGCGGAGAUGGAACAGUGGGAUGUUGAAGCAGGAGCCUUAGCGUAAGGCGAUCAGGAAGGAAAGCACUACCCCGGCUGAGCGGGUAUCUAAGGAAUUUAUAGCACAGUGCAUACCUCAAGACUAGAGAGGUAUAACUAGAGGAUGCAUCUACGACUCUGCACAACGGACUUAUUUAACAGGACUAAAUUUGC
This is a messenger RNA of Stereum hirsutum FP-91666 SS1, 1143 nucleotides long. RefSeq lists its product as uncharacterized. Gene Ontology annotation, biological process: N-acetylglucosamine metabolic process. The transcript has 5 exons. The record is from RefSeq and is a predicted model, not a curated record. Gene Ontology annotation, cellular component: cytoplasm. Bases 56 to 997 code for a protein of 313 amino acids. Lineage: Eukaryota; Fungi; Basidiomycota; Agaricomycetes; Russulales; Stereaceae.